Staurois parvus is the source of this 861-nucleotide messenger RNA. NCBI's taxonomy places the organism in Eukaryota, Metazoa, Chordata, Amphibia, Anura, Ranidae. The record is from the annotation of a GenBank genome assembly.
AUGAUUGUGCUGCAACAUGCCAGGCCUCCUCCUCAUCCUGAACAACCUGAUUUUCCCUCUGCCAUUGCAAUGGGCAAAAGGCCAGUAGUCCUACCUACACAGCCUCAUUCACCAAAACGAAUAGCCUUCGCAGCUCAGCCACCUUCCUUGGAAGUCCUGAAGGAUGAUAAUGUGGAGCAAGAUCCGUCCUUGGAAGAACUGUGUAAACCUCUUUCUUGUAAGCUAUGUAAUGUCACCCUGAAUUCAGCACAGCAAGCUCAGGCACAUUAUCAGGGCAAAAACCACAGCAAGAAAUUACGCAAUUUCUGUGCAUCAAGUAGCUGUCCUCCAUCAUCAAGACUGAAUACAACUUUAGAUACAGUAUCACCGGGAUCAUCGUCACCAAAUGUUACAGCCCCAAAAUGUGGGAGCCGUGUGAUCCUUGCCACUGAGAAUGAUUACUGCAAACUAUGUGAUGCUUCAUUCAGCUCUCCAGUGGUAGCCCAAGCACAUUACCAGGGAAAGAACCAUGCUAAGAGGCUACGACUGGCAGAGACCCCCGUCAAUUCUUUUAUGGACUCGGCCGAAUGCAAGAGAAGAGCUCGAAAAGAAGGAAAUGAACAUAAGAUGAUGCAAAAUAGAAGAAUUGUCUGCUCUCCUCAGAAUAAUACAGGUCCAUAUUUCAAUCCCCGUUCACGGCAGAGAAUUCCUAGAGACCUGGCUAUGUGUGUAACACCAAGUGGACAGUUCUACUGUUCAAUGUGCAACGUGGGAGCCAGUGAAGAGCUUGAGUUUAGGCAACAUCUGGAGACAAAACAGCACAAGAGUAAAGUUUCUGAGCAACGCUACCGCAGCGAGAUGGAAAAUUUAGGCUACCUAUAG